AUGGAGCCCUUCUCCCUGGUGCUGGUGGCGCUAGCGGCGAUCGUAUUAGUACUGAUCUUGAAGUUUAAAGGCUCGAGCAGCGGGCUCAGCAAGGCGGACGGCAAGCUGGGCGACAAGCUCCCUGCGCGCAAGUCGCUUCAGGUCGACGACUCAAAGCCGGCAGUUAGAAUCCUAUACGGCACGCAGACAGGCACGGCGGAGAGGUUUAGCAAGCAGCUGGGGAAUGAGCUGCGUCGCAAGUAUGGCGACAGCACGUCUAUCGAAGUCAUUGACAUUGAAAACUACAAGGCCGAACGCCGGCUACCCAAGGAGCGCCUGGUGCUGUUUCUGAUGGCAACCUAUGGCGACGGCGAGCCAACUGACAAUGCCGCCGACUUCUACAGCUGGAUCUCGUCCGAGGCGGAGGCGGUGGAGAACGGCGAGAAGGAGCCCUUCUUGGAGGAGGUGGCGUACGGCGUGUUUGGCCUGGGCAACAAGCAGUACGAGCAUUUCAACGCCGUCGGCAAGCGCAUGGAGAAGGCCAUGAACACCCUGGGCGCGUCGGCAGUCGUGCGUCGCGGCGAUGGUGACGAUGACGAGUGCAUUGAUGAUGACUUUGACAAGUGGUCGGCAGAGCUUUUUGCCGCGCUGGAGGCGAGCAGCCACCUGGUUGGCGCGGCUAGCGCAGCAGGCGUUGAGGCCGUGCCAGAAGUCGCCCCUGAGUAUGAGGUCGAGAUUUUGGAAGGACCGGUGGCUAAGUCUGCAAUGGCGGCGCCGUUCCGCAGCGGCAGCGGCACCAGCGCGGCGUCCCCCUUCAUCGCGACCAUCUCCGAGGUCCGCGAGCUGCACACCGCAGCCAGCGACCGAAGCUGCGUGCACGUGGAGAUCGACAUCUCCGGGGCCAAGGGCCUGUCAUAUGCGACAGGCGACCACGUGGCCAUCUAUGCGGAGAACAGCCCCGAGGUUGUGGAGGAGGUGGCGGGGCUGCUGGGGCUGCCGCUGGACACCGUGUUCAAGCUCGCCAAGCCGGAGGACGGCUCAAGCAGCCUGGCCGAGCCGCUCCCCGGGCCCAUCACGCUGCGCGACGCGCUCGCCUACUUUGCGGACGUGCUGUCGUCGCCCCACAAGGGCAACCUGGUGGCGCUCGCGGCUGCGGCGGCCGACGGGGAGGAGCGCGCCAAGCUGCUGCGGCUGGCGGGGCCCCAGGGCAAGGCGGAGUACCAGGAGUAUGUGGCUAAGCCGCACAGGAGCCUGCUGGAGGUCAUGCGCGAGCACCCGUCCGCCAAGCCGGGCCUGGGCUUGUUCUUUGGCUCCGUCGCGCCGCGCCUGCAGCCCCGCUUCUACUCCAUCAGCAGCAGCGGCACGCGGCACCCCACCUCGGUGCACGUGACGUGCGCCGUCGUGAGGGAUGUCAUGCCGACGGGCCGCGUGCACGCCGGCGUCUGCAGCAGCUGGCUCGCCAAGGCGGCGGUGGGGACAGAGGUGCCCGUGUUCAUCCGGCACAGCCAUUUCCGGCUGCCUGAGGACGGGCACGCGCCCGUCAUCAUGGUCGGGCCGGGCACUGGGCUCGCGCCCUUCAGGGGCUUCCUGCAGGCGGAGCUGCGCGGCUUUGAGGAGUCGGGCGCCCUGGGGUCGCUGCACGUCGCGUUCUCGCGGGAGGGCAGCACCAAGGACUACGUGCAGCACCACCUCGCGCGCGAGGGCGCGCGGGUGUGGGAGCUGCUGCGCAAGCCGGGGGCCUGCUUCUAUGUGUGCGGGGACGCCAAGGCCAUGGCCAAGGACGUGCACCGCGCGCUGAUCGAGGUGGUGUCGAGGCACGGGGCCAUGAGCGGCACCAAGGCGGAGAUGUGGGUCAAGGAGUUCACAGACAGCGGCCGCUACAUGCGCGACGUGUGGUAG
Monoraphidium neglectum is the source of this 1878-nucleotide messenger RNA. RefSeq names its product NADPH-cytochrome P450 reductase. Gene Ontology annotation, molecular function: NADPH-hemoprotein reductase activity; flavin adenine dinucleotide binding; FMN binding. The record is from RefSeq and is a predicted model, not a curated record. Bases 1 to 1878 code for a protein of 625 amino acids. Gene Ontology annotation, cellular component: cytosol. NCBI's taxonomy places the organism in Eukaryota, Viridiplantae, Chlorophyta, Chlorophyceae, Sphaeropleales, Selenastraceae. The transcript has 7 exons.